AACAGAACCCCCUCCGGUUGACCAGAGCACUUGUCUACCAGUCAACACUCCGGGGCUGCCUCACUCUACAGGUCGUGAUUAUGCUACGAAGGACUCUUUGAAGUCAUCGCGUAAUUCUAGUCUGCUUAGAGGCCCCCUUAUUCCUUUCGUCACCCCAAUCCCCCUCCGACUAUUUUGAACUUGCUCCACACCACGCAAGAUGGACUACGAGGCGUUGAAGGACGGGUGGAGCGAGGUUGAGGAUCGCGAUGGUGUCAGACUUAGCUGGAAUACAUUUCCAAGCUCGCGCAUGGAGGCAUCCCGCUUAGUUGUCCCCAUCGGAGCAAUGUACACGCCGCUCAAGGAGCUGACCGACGCCCCGAUACUACAAUAUGAACCUGUGACAUGCAAGGCCCCUUGCAAGGCAGUCCUCAAUCCUUACGCGAAUGUUGAUGUCCGGGCUCGUAUCUGGAUAUGUCCCUUCUGUCUUAUGCGCAAUCCUCUACCACCGCACUACAAAGACAUUACAGAGAAUACCAUACCGCCGGAACUUCACCCACAGAGUACGACUAUAGAGUAUCGAUUGGCUCGCCCAGCUCCAGCUCCGCCGAUUUUCGUAUAUGUUGUGGACACUUGUCAGGAGGAUGACAGCCUGAAGGCAGUCAAGGACUCCCUCGUUAUGAGUCUUUCCUUGCUGCCGCCAAAUGCACUUGUUGGUCUGAUCACGUAUGGAACAAUGGCGCAAGUCCAUGAACUGGGCUAUGGAGAGUGCGCAAAGUCCUACGUGUUCCGAGGCAGCAAAGACUAUGCCUCAAAGCAGGUCCAGGAAAUGCUUGGACUACUUGGUACUGGCAUACGUCCAGGUGUUCCUCAAGUUCCCGGCCGUCCACCACCCCCUAUGGGCCCUACAGCGCGGUUCCUCCUUCCUGUGCAGCAAGCUGAAUUUCAGAUUACCAACAUCCUUGAACAGUUGCAACGCGAUCCCUGGCCUGUCGCAAACGAUAAGCGGGCUUUGAGAUGCACUGGAGUUGCUAUUAGCGUUGCCGUCGGAUUAUUGGAAACAUCUUUCCAGAACGCUGGUGGACGAAUCAUGGUUUUCACAAGCGGUCCUGCUACCGAAGGCCCGGGUGCUGUUGUCAGCCCGGAGUUGAAGGAGCCUAUUCGGUCUCACCAUGAUAUUGACAGAGACAACAUCAAAUACUUCAAGAAGGCGGUCAAGUUCUAUGACAACCUUGCAAAACGUGCCGCUCAUAACGGUCACAUUGUCGAUUUAUUUGCUGGCUGCCUCGAUCAAGUCGGUAUGCUGGAGAUGAAAAACCUAUCAAACUAUACCGGUGGUCAUAUGCUGCUUACUGACAGCUUCACAUCAUCGCAAUUUAAACAGUCAUUCGUCCGGGUCUUUGACAAAGAUGAGAAUGACAACCUUCUCAUGGGCUUUAAUGCAUCCUUGGAAGUUCUCACUACGAAGGAACUCAAAGUUACGGGUCUCAUCGGUCAUGCUAUUUCACUGAAUAAAAAGUCUAGCAGCGUUGGAGAAACCGAGUGUGGUAUCGGAAAUACAUGUGCUUGGAAAAUGUGUGCCAUUGACCCUACUUCAAGCUAUGGUAUCUACUUCGAAAUCGCAAAUCAAGGCGGGCCUGCGCCGAUGCAGCAGGGUCCUCAACGUGGAAUGAUGCAAUUCCUCACAUACUACCAGCAUUCUUCUGGCCAGUUCCACUUGCGAGUCACAACCAUUGCUCGAAAUCUCAGUGGCCCUGCUGGUGAUCCGGCACUUGCCCAGUCCUUUGAUCAAGAGGCAGCCGCGGUAUUGAUGUCCCGCAUUGCUGUUUUCAAGGCCGAGGUUGACGAUGGUCCUGAUGUUCUCCGGUGGGUCGACCGCAUGCUUAUCCGACUUUGCUCCCGCUUCGCGGAUUACAGAAAAGAUGAUCCGACAUCAUUCCGCCUUGAGAAGAACUUCUCCCUUUACCCACAAUUUAUGUUCCAUCUCCGUCGAAGCCAGUUCUUGCAGGUUUUCAACAACUCUCCUGAUGAAACAGCAUUCUACCGACAUGUCCUGAACCACGAGGAUACUGGUAACUCUUUGAUCAUGAUUCAACCCACACUCGAUUCAUACUCCUUGGAGCAAGAAGACAGCCAGCCUGUUCUCUUAGAUUCUGCCUCCAUUCAACCUACUCACAUUCUCCUCCUCGACACUUUCUUCCACCUGCUCAUUUUCCACGGAGAAACUAUGGCCGAGUGGAGGAAAGCCGGUUACCAGGACCAAGAAGGUUAUGAGAACUUUAGGGCCAUAUUAGAACAGCCAAAGGAAGAUGCAAGGGAACUCAUCGCAGAUCGCUUUCCGCUACCUCGUUUCAUCAUUUGCGACGCAGGUGGCUCUCAGGCUCGAUUCCUACUUUCCAAACUUAAUCCUUCGACAACCCAUUCAACUGGAGGCUAUGGUGGCGGCGUGACUGCACAGACUAUCUUCACUGACGAUGUAUCGUUACAGACAUUCAUGGAACAUUUGAUGAAACUUGCUGUUUCAGGUACCAACUAGGCAUGACGCAAAAGUGGCAUUCUCCCAAACUACUAGGGUAACCUGCAAUGUCUUCGCGUGGCUGUGUGUACCUUUAGCGGCUUUUCUCUUCGUCAUUUCUUUCUAAAGUAGAAUGAAAAUUAUACCAUUCAAGUCUAUUUUUACUAGCUACACAUGUAAAGCGAAGUUCAUACGACGAAAAGAUCGUGUAAAUUAUUUGCAAUAAAAGAAAUUGAAAAAACAGAAAGACACACCGCAGCCAUUUGCUCCACCACGGAAGUACAUGUAAAUGUGCGAAUUGAGUGGGUCAUAUUAAAUCAGAAUAUAUAACUAUAUCUACUUUAUCGUGUUUAAUUUGAUCAUAAAAAUC
Talaromyces proteolyticus is the source of this 2864-nucleotide messenger RNA. RefSeq lists its product as uncharacterized. Gene Ontology annotation, molecular function: GTPase activator activity; zinc ion binding. NCBI's taxonomy places the organism in Eukaryota, Fungi, Ascomycota, Eurotiomycetes, Eurotiales, Trichocomaceae. The transcript is spliced from 7 exons. Bases 200 to 2515 code for a protein of 771 amino acids. Gene Ontology annotation, cellular component: endoplasmic reticulum exit site; COPII vesicle coat. The record is from RefSeq and is a predicted model, not a curated record. Gene Ontology annotation, biological process: COPII-coated vesicle cargo loading; endoplasmic reticulum to Golgi vesicle-mediated transport; intracellular protein transport.